Hypomesus transpacificus is the source of this 9072-nucleotide messenger RNA. It is a transcript of the gene cdh23, whose product is annotated as cadherin-related 23. Gene Ontology annotation, molecular function: cadherin binding; calcium ion binding. Gene Ontology annotation, cellular component: catenin complex; plasma membrane. The record is from RefSeq and is a predicted model, not a curated record. Lineage: Eukaryota; Metazoa; Chordata; Actinopteri; Osmeriformes; Osmeridae. The transcript has 47 exons. Gene Ontology annotation, biological process: homophilic cell-cell adhesion. Bases 315 to 7244 code for a protein of 2309 amino acids.
UCGGGGCAGUCCUGGAUGUGAACGACGAGACGCCCACCUUCUUCCCAAGGGUGUACAAUGUAUCUCUGCUGGAGAGCGUGCCCAGAGACUAUGUGGUGGCACGCCUCAACUGCUCCGACAACGAUGCCGGCCUUAACGCCGAGCUCAGCUACUUUAUCACAGAGGGUAACCAGGAUGGUAAAUUCAGCGUGACCUUUAGAGGGGGAGUGUUGCGAACCGUGGUGGCGUUGGACAGAGAGACCCAGGCUGCCUACACGCUGGUCAUCGAAGCUAUAGACAAUGGACCAGCAGGCAGCAGGAAAACCGGUACGGCCAUGGUGUAUGUAGAGGUCCUGGACGUGAACGACAACAGGCCCAUUUUCCUACAGAACAGCUAUGAGACCAGUAUACUGGAGACUGUGGCCCAAGGGACCAGCAUCCUGCAGGUGCAGGCCACAGAUGCAGACCAGGGAGAUAAUGGCAGGGUUCUCUACAGGAUCCUUUCCGGCAACAGCAACAGUCAGUUCAGCAUCAACCAGCUGACAGGCAUGAUAACACGGGGCCUCAGGAACCUGGACAGAGAGAUUAGCAGCUCCCAUGUGCUGGAGGUGGAGGCCUACAACAGUGACCAGGGCCCCAUGAGGAGCUCAGUGCGGGUGAUCGUGUAUGUGGAGGAUGCCAAUGACGAGGUGCCCGUGUUCACCCAGCAGCAGUACAAUCGUCUGGGCCUCCGAGAGACAGCGGGCAUCGGAACCUCAGUCAUUGUGGUGCGGGCUACAGACCCCGACACUGGCGACGGAGGUGCGGUGUCGUACGCCCUGGUGUCCGGUUCGGACCGUAAAUUUCAGGUGGACACAAGCACUGGGCUGCUGACCACGUUGGACUACCUGGAUUACGAGACCAAGACCAGCUACCUGAUGAACGUGUCGGCCAUCGAUCAAGCCCCACCCUUUCACCGAGGCUACUGCACCGUGUACGUUACGCUGCUCAAUGAGCUGGACGAGGCCGUUGCCUUCUUCUCCGCCGGCUACGAGGUUUCACUGCGUGAGAAUAUCGCCACAGGAACCGAGGUGGUGCAGGUGCAGGCGCAGUCAGCCGACAACCUGAACCAGCUGACCUACCGCUUUGACCCUGACACUUCACCAGCUGCCCUGGCGCUCUUCAAGAUUGACAGUGUCACUGGUCGUAUCACAGUGACAGGCUUGCUGGACAGAGAGAAGGGGGAUCUCUACACCCUGACAGUGGUGGCUGAUGACGGAGGACCCAAGAAGGACUCCACUGUGAAGGUGUCCAUCACCAUACUGGACGAGAAUGAUAACAGUCCAGAGUUUGACAUCACAUCUGAUACGUCGGUUGGCAUACUAGAGAACACGCCCAUCGGGAAUAAAGUGGCGGUGGUUCUGGGGCGGGACAAGGAUGCAGGGAACAACGGAAUGGUGAACUUUUCUCUGGUGGCAGGAAACAUGCAGGAUGUGUUUGAGAUCCGAACAGUGAACCAUACCUAUGGAGAGAUCUACGUUAACUCUGCUCUGGACAGGGAGACUGUGGACCGCUAUCUACUCAAGGUGCGAGCGACGGACAGUGGCUCCCCUUCCCGUUUCUCAGACCGCUCUCUCACCAUCAACAUCCUGGAUGUCAACGACAAUACACCCAUCAUUGAGAACCAUCGGGGCUAUAAUGUCAGCGUCAACGAGAACGUAGGUGGCGGUACAUCUGUCCUGCGCGUGGUGGCGACAGACCGUGACAUCGGCCCCAACGCCAUGCUCUUCUAUUACAUCACCUCGGGUAACCAGGACCUCACGUUCCGCAUGGACCGCAUGACUGGAGAGAUGGUUACACGACCCUCCCCGCCCGACCGUGAGCGCCAGCAGGAGUAUCGGCUAACUGUCACUGUGGAGGACGACGGCACGCCGCCACUAUCAUCAUCCACAACCAUAUACGUGCGCAUUGCGGAUGAGAACGACAAUGCCCCCAUGUUCCCGGAGGAGGAGUACGUCACCAUCCUGAGUGAGGGGCCUCUCACCGUGGGGGCCACUAUUGCUACGGUAACGGCUAUUGACCCGGAUGAGGGCCUCAACGGCACCCUGCGAUACGCCAUUGCCCAGGGCAACCUGGAUCAGACCUUCCGCAUCAAUAACAUCACUGGAUGGAUUGUGGUUGUAAAGGAGCUGGACUAUGAGAUCAGCCAUGGAAGUUAUGCCCUUGUUGUCACAGCAACGGACCAGUGUCCAAUCCCUGCCCUCCGCCUGACCUCCACCACAACGGUGCUGGUGAAUGUCCUGGAUGUGAAUGACGUGACACCCACCUUCCCCAAAGCCUACGAGGGGCCAUAUGAGGUGACGGAGGGCCAGCCCGGGCCCCGUGUAUGGACCCUGAAAGCCACCGACGGAGACUCUGGACUCAAUGGAAAAGUCGAGUAUAGCAUUACUGCUGGAGACCCCCAGAAUGAGUUCAUGGUGUCUCCGGUGGAAGGAGAGCUGCGUGUGAGGAGAGACGUGGAGUUGGACAGAGAGACAACAGCCUUCUACAACAUAACUGUCACAGCCCGUGACCUGGGCACACCCUCACGCAGCAGCACGGUGGUGGUGGGGGUCCUAGUGUUGGACAUCAAUGACAAUGACCCAGUGCUGUUGAACCUGCCCAACAACACCUUUGUGAGUGAAGGGGCAGCCAUUUACACCUCUGUGGCCAAAGUCCAAGCCCAUGACUCAGACAGUGGACGGAACGCCCUGCUCACCUACAACAUCACCGCCGGCAACCUGGACGGAACCUUCUACAUCAAUGACACUACAGGCGUGGUGCAAGUCAACAGGCCGCUGGACAGAGAAAGGGUGGACAAAUACAUAUUGACUGUCACUGUCAAAGACAACCCUGAGAACCCACGCAUCGCUCGCAGGGACUCAGACCUGCUGGUGAUCACCAUUCUGGAUGAGAAUGACAACAGGCCUGUGUUCACCAGGACCAGCUACAGGGCAGAGAUCACAGAGAACUCCCCAGCAGGCAGCACCGUGACAGUGCUGAAUGGGCCAGUUCUGGCAGAAGAUCGGGAUAUCGGACCCAACGCCGUUGUCAAAUAUCGUAUACUGGGUUCCAGACUGGACCUCUUCACAGUGGAUGCCAGCACAGGUGAGGUGCAAGUGAGACUGGGGGUGCGGUUAGACCGCGAGGCUUUCCUGGAUCCCCGGGUGGAGUUCUUCCUGGUUGCAGAGGAUGUGGGCGGGCUCAACAGCAGCGUGCCCCUUACUGUCAACAUCCUGGACCUGAAUGACAACCCCCCGAUCUUUAACCCCUCCAGCCUCACCGUACAUCUCCCAGAAAAUAGCCCUACAGGCGUGGUGGUGACUCAGCUGUCGGCCAGUGAUGCUGACUCAGGCUCUAGCGGCUGGCUGUUCUACCGACUGGACAGCGGUGCCCAGGACCGCUUCAUCGUUGACUCUCUCUCAGGCACCGUCCUUGUGGGCAACGCCACCCUCGACCGUGAGGAGCGCAGCUCCUACCGCCUCGUUGUCAUAGCAACAGACCGAGGCACACCCUCUCUGUCGGGCACGGCCACUCUAUCCGUUGUUCUGGACGACGUCAAUGAUUCGCGGCCACGUUUCCUGGAGCCGGUGACUAAUAUCAACGUUAACGAGUCUACACCACCGGGCAUGGUGGUGGCAACGCUCACUGCCACUGACCCCGACCUCCGACCCCGACUGGAGUAUUACAUUAUCUCAGUGGAAGCAAAGGAUGAUGGGAAUAACCCUGUGGGUGGUCUGCAGGAGUCCUUUGGCAUCGACUUCCACACCGGUGCCGUAUUUGUGCGUAACCCACUAAACAGAGAGCUGGUUGCCACCUUUGAGAUCAUCGUUUCAGUUCAUGACAAUGCCAGUGAUGUCAUCGAUAUGUCAGUCAGUGUGCCCAAUGCGAGGCUGACCGUGAACAUACUAGAUGUGAACGACAACGCCCCAAGGUUCCGCCCUUUCGGGGUGACCAACUUCUCAGAGAGCAUUCUGGAAGGGGCCCAGUCCGGAACCACCCUGCUGUCUGUGUCUGCCGUGGACCCAGACAAGGGCCCCAAUGGCCAGAUCAUCUAUCAGCUGCUGCACCUGCCCCGAGGGGACUACAUCAGGCUGGAGGACCCAUCCACUGGUAAGAUUGUGGCCAACCGGACUGUGGACUUUGAGCAGGUCCAGUGGCUGAACUUCACUGUGCAAGCUACAGAUCACGGAAGCCCACCUAGGUAUGUUGAGCUCCCCGUCUACCUGAGGAUAGUGGAUGUCAACGACAACAAUCCAGUCUUCAAACAGCCCUCGUACCAGAAGCCUGUGUUUGAGAACGUGGACCUGGGUACCAUCAUAGUGAGAGUGAGUGCCUCAGAUGCAGACUCUGGGCUCUUCUCUGUCAUUGAGUACAGCCUUGUGGAUGGAGAGGGCAAGUUUGGCAUAACUCCUUCCACUGGAGACAUCUAUAUCCUUUCACCACUGGACAGAGAAACUAAGGACCACUACACCCUGACAGCCAUUGCCAGGGACAACCCUGGAGGUAGCCCCAACAACCGACGGGAAAACUCAGUGCAGGUUCUGGUGACAGUCAUGGACGUGAAUGAUUUCCGCCCUCGAUUCUCCAAGGCAGUCUUCAGCACUAGCGUGUUUGAGAACGAGCCCAGCGGCACGUCAGUCAUUACUCUGAGCGCCACAGACCUGGAUGAGGGAGAGAAUGGCCUGCUCACCUACAGUCUGCAGGGGCCUGGUGCCGACGCGUUCUCUCUGGACCCAGAUUCAGGCCUGGUGCGCUCCCUGCGUCUGCUGCAAUCGUUUGAGCGUUUUAACCUGACCGUGGUGGCGACUGACCACGGCCUCCCCCCUCUCUGGGGCACUGCCGCUCUCCACAUCAUUGUCAUCGAUGUCAAUGACAACAGACCAGUCUUCGUCAGGCCCACUAAUGGCACCAUCAUGCACAUCAUGGAGGUGGGAGAGAGCGGUGUGCAUAGUCAGAGCGAUGGCAUCGUCUGCAGACCUGUUGGACCGCGUCCCCUAGUGACUGUUACCAAACAAGAGCAGCCCCCAGGCCUUCUGGUGUACGAGGUGUUUGCUACAGAUGGCGAUGAGGGUGUAAAUGGUGAGGUGCGCUACGCCUUCCUGCAGACCGGGGCUGGGAACCGGGACUGGGAGAACUUCCACAUCGAUGCUCUGACUGGGGUCAUCACCACUGCUGUCAAGCUGGACCGUGAGAAGCAGCCCUUGCACAGCCUGAUUGUGGUAGCCUAUGACCUCGGCCAGCCUGUGCCUUAUGAGACCACGCAGCCUUUGCAGGUGGCGCUGUUGGACAUUGAUGACAAUGAGCCUGUGUUCCUCAAACCCCCGAGAGGCAGUUUGCCAUACCAGACGUUGUCGGUUCCAGAGCACUCGACUCCAGGCACUGUGGUAGGUAACGUGACUGGGGCUGUGGACGCAGACGAGGGCUCCAAUGCUAUAGUCUACUACUUUAUAGCAGGGGGCGACAGCUAUAGUAACUUCGGUUUGAGUCCAGGAGGAGUUCUGAGGGUGAAGAAGGACCUGGACCGUGAGUACAUCCCCGUCUACUCCAUCAUAAUCAAAGCCUCUAGCAACAAGAACUGGGGGCCAACCCGGGCUCAAAGAUCAUCUAGGGUAGGAGAACUUGAUCCUUCCCACGACGCGACCUUGCAGGAGGUCAGGAUCUACCUGGAGGACAUCAAUGACCAGCCACCGCGCUUCACCAAGCUGGAGUACACUGCAGGUGUGGCAGCAGAUGCCAAGGUGGGCUCAGACCUGAUAAAGCUGGAUGCCAUAGACAAUGACAUUGGUAACAACAGCCUGGUGUUAUACCAUAUCCUGUCCAUACGCUACAUCAAGCUCCAGUCCAACGACACAGAGGACAUUGGGAACGUCUUCAUCAUCGGUGAGACAGAUGGUAUAAUUCGGACAUUUGACCUGUUCACGGCCUACGCCCCUGGCUACUUUGUGGUGGAGGUGUUGGCGCGUGACCUAGCAGGUCAUAGCGACAUUGCGAUGGUAGGUAUUUACAUCCUGCGGGACGACCAGCGUGUCAAGAUCGUCAUCAACGAGAUCCCAGAGAGGGUCCGCCUCUUCCAGGAAGAGUUCAUCAACCUGCUGGCCAACAUCACCGGGGCCAUUGUCAACACAGAUGACGUACAGUUCCAUGUGGACAAGAAGGGCAGAGUGAACUUUGCCCAGACAGAUGUGCUCAUCCAUGUGGUCAACAAGCAGACCAACCGUAUCCUGGACGUGGAAAGGGUGAUCCAAAUGAUUGAUGAGAACAAGGAGCAGCUGAGGAACCUCUUCAGAAAUUACAAUAUUCUGGAUGUCCAGCCUGCUGUCAGUGGGAAAGCUCCCGAUGACCUCACUACAUUGCAGAUGGCCAUCAUCAUCUUAGCUGUGUUGCUCUUCUUGGCAGCCAUGCUCUUCAUCUUCACCAACUGGUACUAUCGUACUGUGCACAAGAGGAAGCUAAAAGCCAUCGUGGCAGGAUCUACAGGAAACCAGGGACUUAUGGACAUCCUGGACAUGCCCAACACAAACAAAUACUCAUUUGAGGGGGCUAACCCGGUGUGGCUCGAUCCAUUCUGCCGGAACUUGGAGCUAGCUGCCCAAGCAGACCACGAGGAUGACCUUCCAGAGAACCUAAGUGAGAUCACUGACCUAUGGAACAGCCCUGCACGCACCCACGGCACAUUUGGCCGGGACCCGCAGGCAACCAAGCCUGAAGACGACCGCUACCUGAGGGCAGCCAUCCAGGAGUACGACAACAUCGCCAAGCUGGGCCAAAUCAUGAGGGACGGGCCCAUUAAGGGCUCACUGCUCAAGGUGGUCCUGGACGACUACCUGAGGCUCAAAAAGCUCUUUGCAGCCAGACUGGUCACCAAGUCUACCAGUCAGGGAGACCACUCGUCAAUCACAGAGCUGAUCCAGAGCGACCUGGACGAUGACGAGGACGAGCGUCUGGGCAUGGGUGUUGGCCACGGCACGUUGCGCUUCAAACACAAGCUCCCUGUGGAGCUGCAGGGUCAGGAUGGCGUGCACGUGGUCCAUGGCAGCACAGGCACGCUCCUGACCUCCGACCUCAACAGCCUGCCAGAGGAUGACCAGCGGGCCCUUGCGCGUUCUUUGGAGGCACUGAACGGGGAUGGGGGCCUGAAUGCUGAGCGCAACGCCCGCACAGAGUCAGCAAAGUCAACGCCACUCCACCGCAAAAAGGGUAGCGACACGCUGACCGAGAAUCCCCUGGAGGUCACUGAGUUAUGACUAGCCGAGGCCUCGCUAGUCUGAGCAGAGCUGGGGUGCGUGUCCUCCUAGAUACCCCUCCCAGCCAGGAGAGGAGGCAGUCUUGCCUGGGCAUGGGAAGGGGGGGAGUGUGUGCAGUCUGAAAGACUUCCAGAGCCAAUCUGGACACCAUCUGGCAGUGAAGUCUACAAGUUAACACACUGGAUGGGGUUUUACUUGGUGGACUGAAUACAUAUUUAAAUAAAUCUAAUCAGUUGGAAUUUAAAGUUUUAUUAGUGGAUCAUGGUGACAAGUACACAAUGGGCCUGUCUUGUUUAUGCUGUUUGAGGACACUUUUUAGUCUCAUUGAGAGACAUCCAGAUGGAGAGAUCCUAAGCCCCCCCUUACUUUUCUGAAUGACAGAUCUGGAUCUUGUGACUUGUGUUCUUUGUUUUCUCUCAUUUGGAGUUUCACCUAGACUGCAUACACACGCACCCGAAAAGGUCAGACCGGCAAAUGGCCACUAACUGGACACUAGGAAAAUAUUAAAUUCAAUAAUUGUUUUCUUGUCCCCCUGAUGAGGGAAGGGCAUUCAAUGUAAGGGGGGGGGGGGGGGGUGUAUUGUCUUUGAAAUCUUGAGAGUUCAGUGGUAAAAAAAAAGAGAACAUUGACUGAAGGUGUCAAUGACUGAAGGUGAAGUAAAUAGAUCACAGGACAAGUCUCCUCCAUGAUCUUCGCAAACAAGAACUUAAAGCCUGUCUUAAGAUGUGAUCAUCUAAAAAGGCACUGGCAAAAUUGCUGGUGUUGUGCAGUGACUUUAGCCCUAUAGAGGCCACAUCAGUCUGCUCCUGGAGGCCAAGCACUCAAUCGCUUAGAGGGAACAGACCAAUCAGAGGAAGUGACCACUCACUGUUUUCUUGGAGAUCCUUCAGUAGGACUUUGUGCACGGAUGAGCUUCUGUCCCAAACACACUAGAGACCCAGUGCAUCAACACUGUUUUUACUCUUAAAGGCAGGGUAGGUUAUGUUGCUGAGAAUCACUUUUUGUCAUAUUUGCUGAAAUAAACUGCGCAUCCUAAUAACAACCAAUAAAUGUAAAGGUUUGACAGUAAAAUGAAAGCCGUCCGAUAUCUGUGGGCAUCGCAAGACUAAUAAACAUGAAUCAUUAAGGUCGGACCGGCUCUACUGUUUGGACGGCAUUCGGACCAAAUGCAAUGAUUGUCUGUCUAUCUACCUACCUGUUCAUGUGUUUUGGAGGAGUGGCUUUUAAGGGAAGGGGUGGGAUACUUUGGUUUGAAUCCUUUCAAACUCAAGCUAAAACUGCUAGGUUCGCAGAAAAAAUUGCCUAUCCUGCCUUUAAGUCUUCACAGUUUAAGGGAAAUAUGCGAGACUUAUUGAUGUUGAAAAUAUGGAAGUGGGGAAAUGGUCCUCAAAUAAAAAAAUAAAAACUAUAAAAAGAGUAUAAUAGUAAAAAAUAUACAAGAUGGCAUUGUUCCCAUAACUUCAUACAUUGACUUCUGAUAGAAAAGGUACAUGGGCAAAGCAAGCCACAGUUGCUUUAUUUUUUUAUUUAAUGAGAAGAAAAAAUCUAAAUGUGAAAAUCUAAAAUGUAAUUCAUAGGAAGAAUAUUUUUGAAGAAAAAUGCUAACUUACCGAAAUAGGUAAAGAGCAAAUGGGUGUUUGGCGUAAGUGCACAUUUGUUGUCCUUUUUUCUUUUUGUAAUCAACUGUUUUGGAAAUCUGACUGUUGUGUUUUUAGCAUAUUUUUAUAUUACAUUUUGCAAGUUUUAUUUUUUGUCAUUGUCACCAGGCCUGAGACACUUGUUGCGAAAUGUUGUUUGAUGAUCUGUGAUAAUAAAAUAUGCAACGGCC